GCACCUUACUAACUGAUGACAAUGUACUAUGUUUCCAUCCUCAAUGCGGGUCACAUGUUAAACUUGCAAACAGCAGAAAAACUGUAUUCAGACCCAAGUAAGUGUGUUACAGUAACAUUAAAAUAAAUAAAUAAAUAACACAAGUAAUAUUAGUUUAUUCUGUAUGUAUAAUUGUAUUAAAACUUUACCCUUAUUUUAGUCCAAAUGAAGAUUUCAACUUUGGCAUAACAUUAACCUCCCGACCGCUGGCUGCUGAUGAGUGUCUUGAAGUCCAAAUUGAGGAGGUUAUAGAUAAAUGGGCAGGGUCACUUGAGAUAGGAGUGACCACACAUGCCCCUGGUACAUUUUCGCUCCCAGGUACCAUGACCAAUGUCACAUCUGGCACGUGGAUGUUUUCUGGAGGCGCCAUCGUUCAAAAUGGAAUAACAAUCCUUGAGGCUUAUGGAAGAAACAUGGCUGUAUCUUAUAAGGUAUCAUAUAAAAUUUAGUUGAUAAUAGGUUUAUCUUAGCAUUAGAUUAGUGUAAUAAAUCACUGUAAUUUUAGUAUAAAAGGAUGUGUGAAAAGGUUAAAGUGGUCCAUUUCAAGUGAACAGAUUUUUCACACAAUGACAUGUAAAGUGUUUUUCAUGUCUCUGCUUGAAAUAGAAUUCAAAAACAGGAAAACAAAGAAAAAUCAUAAGUGUGUACUUACACAACAUUGACUUACACAACAUAUUUUUUGAAAAUUACUUCGCGAAUGAACUUACUAGAUCGAUCGUUUUUGAAGCAAUUUAAAACAUUCGUGUUUUAUCAGACCUAUAUAGAGAUGCUCGGCUUCGCCUCGUAUCUUUAUAUCUGAUAAAACACUGCAUGCUGCUUGUGUUUUAAGUAGUACUUGAAGUAUUGUACUCAGAGGGAUAUUCGGAAUGAGAUUUUGAUAAGUGAAAACACUGCCUGCGACAAUUUCAAACAGAUUUCGAAUGUGGUGAAGACAGACAUGUUUUUAACACUGCUGUAUAGUACAAUAGUGUAGGUAGCAACUAUAGUCAACUGCAUGCUGUGUGGUAGAGAUGCAACUAUCUGAGCUCUGACGUUUCGAGCGAAGGUCCUUUGUUGGGAAGUCAGUAACCAAACUGCUAACUUUCUAUCUUUCCGACAAAGGGCCUUCGCUCAAAACGUCUAAUUUCUGCUUACAUCUUUCUCACACACUGCAGCUGUCUCUAAAAACAUUGCUUGUUUAUCAAGGUUGGCGAUAAACUGGGCGUCUGUGUGCAGUCAGAUGGGACAUUACAUUUCUACUACAACGGUGUAGACCUUGGACCUGCUGCCUCGGAAGAUCUGUCUGGUCCUUUCUAUGGCGUUGUUGAUAUCUAUGGUCAGGCUGUACAAGCAACCAUCCUGGACCACACUGCGAACAAUGGUCAGUAUUCUUACUGACUACAAUCUGUACUAAGUGAUAAGAAUAAAUUAACAUUAAACUAACUUUAUUUAUGUUGGAUAGCUCUAUCAGUUCCGAACUGUUUUCACUAACUAGAGAUCCAAUAAGAGCCAUCCCGUCUUUGUCUAACGCUAAACUAUAGAGGAAAUAUCAGAGUGCACAAAUAAGCAUUUCCUUUGAAUUUUCAAGUUGCAAAUAUUCAACCUAACAAAUUUCCUGUAGCUAUUUAACAUUUCCUGUAGGCUGUGAGCGGUGCUUGCAUGUUUGGCUAUUUUUCCAUCCCAAUUUUAGUGAACUGAGCACUUUAAAAUUCCAUAUUUUCUAGAAACUUUACCGCCAGUCAAUAACAACACACGUGAUGCGCAACCGGUUGCCGAAGGAACUGAUAACCAGACUGCUGCGAGAAGAGUGGGGAAAUUCGGCGAAACACAUGGCAGGCUGAUUGUUUUGAAUGAUGAUAGAACAGGAGCUACGAGACUUAACGCCCUGACGGAGUUUAACCAUGCAGUUGUCAUAAGUGAACAGCCUCUGGAGGAUGAUCGUCUCUUUGAAGUCGUGAUUGAGCAAAUUACGGACAGGUUUGUGUCAUUUAUUACAGACACUUGCCAUUAUUACCUCCGCCAGGACGUUAUGUUUUCAUCCGCGUUUGUAUGUAUGUGUGUGUAUAUGCAUUUGUUUUCAGGCUUCACGAGUUGCAGUCUUCACGAGAUGCAGGCUUCACGAGUUGCAGGCUUCACGAGUUACAGGCUUCACGAGUUGCAGGCUUCACGAGUUGCAGGCUUCACGAGUUGCAGGCUUCACGAGUUGCAGGCUUCACGAGUUGCAGGCUUCGGUUUGUAGUUUGUCAGUUACCUUUGAUUAAGUCUUAGAAAAACAUUCGAUAGAAAGUCAACGGUAAACCUAAUAGCGGAAAGUUAUAUCGUGCUUCGGUGCUUGCCUAAACAUUAUGAAGGACUCCGUUUAUGUCGGGGUAUAUUAAAUACGUGGGGUAAAGUUGAAUGUAUCUGACACUUAGGGAUAUCGGUGGCGCGAACGUCAGCGUAGCAAGCGCCUUUCGCCUCUGAGAUCGUGGUUCGAUUCUCGCUGCGGAUUCAUGACAUUUAUUUGAAAGAGUCAGUCAACUCUCUACCGAAGAUCGUGGGUUUUCUCUGGGUACUUCAGUUUCCUCCCACAGGAAAUGUUGACUGGGUGGUUUGGGAUAACCCUCAAAAUGACGCUUCCACCGUAGUUGUACUCCGUGAUCAGACAUGAGUCAUAAGGUGGCUGCCAGAGGCGCCCUUAGAAAGCCUUCAACUCGAUCAGGUUGAGCUGCAUCUUUUGUGAUUCAGUAUAGCUCUCAGCUGCAAGUAAGGAUGAUUAGCACACCUCCACAUACUUGGUUCAUUGUGUCAGUUGUGUAACACCUUCAUAAUAAUAUAAUAAACUAAAAACCUCGACACUGAUAGGAUAUCUACUGGUGCCUGUGUACCUUCGUAUAUUGGAGGUUCGGCACUAAUUAUUGCUCCUGUUAUAAUUCAGAUGGUCAGGUUCGCUCGAAGUAGGAUUACUGAGUCUUGCUCCGCCUGAUUUGGAAUUACCGAUCACUCUAACCGACCUCAAUCAUCAUUGCUGGGUGGUCAGCGGUUCAAGCGUGAUGCAAGAUGGGAACACGAUUAUCAACGGAUAUGGCGUGGAUCUUGACAGCGUGGGAAUGGGAACUAAAGUAGGUGUAAUGAGGAAAUCGGAUGGAACAUUUCACGUGUUCCUGAAUGGUGAAGAUAAAGGAACUGCUGCUUCUCUAGUUCCACCAGGUAAACGAAGCUAACUUUAUUUUAACUGGAUAACUCCAUCAGUCUGUUCUACCUGGAGGUCCAGUAAAUGUUAUCUCGUAUUGGUUUAGUGUUGCUACUGGAGGAAAAGUUGUUAGUAGUUUUUUUCUGUUUCAGGUGUGUUCGCGACUUUCGACUUGUAUGGCCAGUGUGUUCAGGUUUCCAUAAUAUCAGAAGAUAGAGCAGGCGCUCUUUGUAGAUCAUCCUCGGUAGAGAGUCUCAUCGAUGAAUCAAUGUUAGGUGUGUAAGUGUGUAAGAAUCUGUUUAACUGGCUAAAAUAGUUAGUAACUGGUUAGCUCUAUCAGUUCUACCCCAUCGUAAAUGUCUAGUAAGGCCAUCUCUUGUUUGUCCGUAUCAGUUCGUAAGUGAUCUCCCUAAAAAUCCCGUGUAGUCAUCCCUUAUUGGUCCGGUAUUAUUAUGCAAUUUCAUUUCAUUUCAGACUUAAAGUACACCUUCCAUCCCUGCAGUGGAGAGAACAUCGCUUUCCGCAACCAUGGUCACACCGCCGUCCGUGCGCGCAGCUUUAACGGGGGACUGGUGUUUAGUGACAAGCCGCUCGAGAACGAGGCCGUGUUUGAAAUCCGGAUCGACAAGAUGGACACAAAGUGGACUGGAUCUUUGUCCAUCGGUGUGACGUCACAUGUACCUCCUACCCAUGCCCCGGCGGAAGUUGGCGAAUUGAGAAACAAUACUGUAUUCCUGUCAGGCUCGUCUGUCUUCAAAGAUGGCGUGAAAGUUCGGGGUUGUAGUGUUUUCUUGGAUAGACUUCAAGUAUGUGGCAAUCGUCAGAUUGUUUUAGCUAUUGCCUAUGAUCUAGUCCUCCCGUCUCCCUUUUAUCUCUUUUUAUUAUUGCAUGUCCAUACCAUAUCUACCUUCUCUGAAAUGUACACCACCACAUGUCCUUCUGAUCUCUUUAUCCCAUAAUGUUGCUGACCAGCUCUUCUUCAUCUCUUCAUAUUAUGUGUCCAUACUAUCUCAGCCUUGCUCCCUUCAUCUACUCUGCAAUGUCUAUCACUCUACAUAUUCGUCUCAUCUCUUCAUCCCAUAAUGUCGCUGACCAGCUCUCCUUCAUCUCGUCAUAUUAUGUGUCCAUACUAUCUCAGCCUUGCUCCCUUCAUCUACUCUGCAAUGUCUACCACUCAAGUAGACUCCACAUGUUCGUCUGAUCUCUUCAUCCAAUGAUGUUGCUGACCAGCUCUCCUUCAUCUCUUCAUAUAUUACCAGGAAGGAUCUCGAAUUGGUCUCCAACGCCAGUAUGAUGGUUCACUGCAUGUCUUUGUUGACAGUAAAUAUAAAGGAGUUGCGGCAUCUGAUGUACCGCAGGUGAGGUUUGUGUGUAAAGUUUUCUAAAGUCAGGUUAAAUAUAGCUUGUUCUCAGUAUUAAAUGUACGUAUGGACUGUGGAGUCGAAUGACUCUGAUCUCUAACAACUUGUAUGUUUUAAGGGUGUCUUUGGAGUUGUGGAUGUUUAUGGAAGUACGCAGAUUGUCUCAAUUGUAAACACAACAAACCGAAGUAAGUUUUAAUGUCUGGGAUGAAACACAUUUCCGGAAACAUCGUUUUUUCGCCAUGUUUCUUGAGGGUCGGUAAAUUAGGAAACAAAAUCACACUUGUACCAUACAUUUCUAAUAGAAAGUAAUGUGGUAUGAGGUUGGGUUGUAUUUUUACCAUUUGUAUACUUUAUUUUAGUUCUAUCUGAUAACUAUAUCAGUUCGGAUGAAGAAACCACGAGUAACCCAACUCAGAAACCUGAAUCAGAAAUACCCGAGUAAGUACGCGGCUGAUGUUUUUGUGGAAAUUACAACAACAGUAGCCGAUGCUCCUAACUUUCAACACACUGCGGGCCAGACUGAAAACUCAGAAGGACAGUACUAAAUCUAAAUUUCUGUCUUCUUUUCAGCCUAAGCUUUCAUUCAAAAUGUGGUCUCAACAUAAUUAUGGAUGCAUUGUGUACAACUGCUCGAAGGAAGGCGCGUUAUAAUGAUGGAUUGGUGUUUAGUCGUAAACCACUAGCCAACAAAGAAAUGUUUCAGGUACUGAUUAUUUAAUGCCUGUCAAGUAUACAUACAUGUAAAGAAAGGAUGGCCCUUGCUGGACUUCCAAGAAGAACAGUUCAGAAAUGCAUGUUAAAUUAUCCAGGAUACAUAAAGUUUGUUUAGAUUUCCUCAAUAACAUUCAAUCAAUAAGGAUAACCUUUACUAGACCUCUAGUGAGAAGAAUUUAGAAUUGAUACAGCUGUCCAGUGUAAAAGAUGUAGUGUUUUUCUUUCCUUCAACGAAAGGAGGAGUAUAGGGAAAAGGUUGUGUACAACACUGUACAACGUUGCGAGCAUUUACCAUUGUCCUUGUAGAUUCGUGUCGACUCUCUCAACCCCAGCUGGUCUGGAUCACUCGCAGUUGGUGUGCUUGCUACUCAUUCCCUGGAUAAACUAAACCUCCCGGCCACUGCGGUAUCACUACGCUCUAACUGUUGUGUCCUCGUUCAUGGAUCGCAGAUUUAUAUUAAUGGAAACAAGGUUAGUUUAAUGAAUGACUGAAAACCAUUACUUAAGAACGUCGCAGCGUGUCAGCAAGAUGUGUUCGCACUGCUUGUUCCAAGUUGUUGACAACUUUGGGACAAGAUAUUUGCUGUGUUGGUGUAGUAAUAUACUCAGGUGAAUAAGAUGCUUGUGAUGUGGAUAUACACUCAGAGUAUCAUCACAAGCAUCAACUUUGGGACAAGUUGUUAUCAUCUUGUAACAAGGUUGAUGAGGCCAACAGACUCGCAACAAGUUGUUCCAACGUGUCUGAUAUCGUCUGCAUGUAACAAGUUGAUGACAACAAGCUCGUUGCAACUUGUUACGAACAACCUGCAUUAAUUUUGUUAGAACAACUUGCAGCAAGUUUGGUACCGUCAUCAACCUUGAUGGAACCCUGGAAAUACAGGAACACUGUGGAAUUAAACUUGUACAAGAUUGCUCUAAGAACUGUAUUAACAAUCCCCACGUAACUACGAAAACGUCGUUUAUUUUUGUUUUUUCCCUCAGACGGACAUCCAGUAUCCGUUCAAUUUUGAUGAUUUGCGAGAGGGUGAUAGGGUCGGUCUGAUAUGCGACGAUGACAACCGUUUACAUAUCAUCGUGAAUGACACGGACAAAGGAUUUGUCGAUCAUGAGAUUUCCACCACGAAACACGCCAUGUUGGAUCUAUAUGGGCGUUGCGAACAACUCUCAGUCGUGCCUUGUAACAAGAUACCGGAGUUACGAAGUGUGGAGCACAGUGAGGAGGAUGUGAAGAGUGAUGUUGAGGAAGAGAAAGUAUCAACAGACGAGAGUAAAGGUAUAGUACCUGUUUAUUAUGUAGUAUUUGAAACACGAGAAGGAGUGUUUUAUCAUAUUUUAUAUAUAGAUAUGAUAAAACGCGAGUUCGAGUGUUUUGAAUAGCUUAAAAUACGACUACAAAAGAAUACUAAUUAGGAUGAACAAUUAUAUAAUCAUACUAAUUAGGAUGAACAAUUAUAAAAAGAAUACUAAUGAAGAUGAGUUUUAUCAGAUAUAAAGUCAAGUAGUAACUCUUUUAUUCCGUCUAGAUAAAAUGCUUUCUUGUGAAAAUUGUGAGUACAAGAAACGCUGCGAAAGAUUCAAACUUACUCUUGGAAUACCUGGUAAGAUUGGUGAAAAUAUUGUUGUUGUAACUAAUCUUUUAAUUGCAAAGUGCGUCAUACAGGGCCAAACAAAAAAUAUGUGGGUUUCCGGUUUCCCGACCCUACCUAGCUUUUGGACGUCGAAAUCCCGACCCUAAACUUUUUUAUUGGGUCAUGCUUGUAAGUGUUUCCACUUAGAGGAAAAAGUUUGUGGAAAAUUGAAAUUUGAGGCAAUAUUAGGGAAAUUUAUCUUUGGAUGUGGAAGCACUGACUAAACAAAAUGGCGUCCGCUUGUUCGGAAAAUUAAAAAAAAGUUUUAAAAAAAAAAGUUAAAACCGACCUACCCUACCUAAGUUUUUAUAAGAAGAGACCGGAAACCCACAUAUUUUUUUUUUGCCCAGUUCUUUUCACCUUACUGCACCUCAGUAAGUUUCAGGAGAAUGUUUCAGAUAGAGAGAAGUGAUAGGGCUAUUUCAGAGCCAUCAGGGCCUGACAUGAUACAAUAUAUUUAUGAGAAAAACUCAACACUCAAGUGAUAUUUGAACUCGCAUACUCAGCGAACCGGUUCAACUGACGCAGUGUUGUGUUUUCGCGCAUGAAAAUAUUGUAUCAUGAUAGAGCUAUCCCAGUAUAAAUUUACCUUACUUCAUAUUUUUUGUAUUCUAUUUUUUCUUAGAACAAUAUUUUACGAAGAAUGUGAUUUGUUAUUGCUCCAGUUGCUGUGAUGCCCGCGAUGAGCAUCGUGUCACGGCCUGCGGUGACCCGCCGCAGGAAUACGCUCGUCCUAUUGGCUGGUGCAAAUUUGAACUAAGGUCAGUUCUAAGGUGUUGCUAGAAAGCUGUUUAUAAAUAGGACAGCCAUUUACUGUAAUUUACGUUCCAUUGUACUUUUUAGACUUCCUCCGAAUUUAAAUUCAGCUCAAAUAUUUUCUCAAAAUCAUUUGGCAUACACCGUUGUGCACGUGGGCUCCAUACGGAGAACGCUGGACAGAGGUACCGUUUUACCGCCUCGGAAAAGCAAUCACGUGAUUACUGGACAUGGAGACAAGAAAAUUGUUGUGUCACCAAGUAUCGUUCGUGCAAUGACGCUGACCAAUGAAAAGAAAUUUCUGUAAGUUCUUAUUUUCUAAUAUCACUGAUCCAGUAAUAAACCUGGAUUGAAUACUUUAUCGUUGUUUCUUCAUUCAGGUUUACAGACGCAAUUUCUGGCAAGCGGUCGAGCACUCAAGUGGCGUUUGAGAUCCGAUUGCCUUCCGAAGGUUACACGAAGUCCACGCCGAACAGUGAGACCGAAUUGGACGCUAGGGACUGGUGUCUAGAGUUACCUGCGAAAAUUGUUUUGUCAGGAUUGCUUGUGCAGAUAUGUGAGGAAAAUAGGUAGCUGUUAGCUUGUGUUCAAUUUUUAUCAGGCGAAAUUUAAGCCAGGUUCACACUAGCAAUAGGCAAUUCCAGCUUUUACUUUAUGCCUGCUGGGGAUGAUGGGAAGUAAGGUAUCAUAGUGCUGAUUAUGCUGAAAAUUUUCAAUAAAAACUACCGAAACAACCAAAAUAUUUCAAUAUUUACAAGUAUAAGCUAUCACUCCGUGUUUACACGGCCACCAUUUCUAUUUUUUCAGCAUAAUCAGCAAUGUGAUACCUUACUUCCCAUCGUCCCCUGCACGCAUAAACUAAAAGCUGGAAUUGCCUAUUGUGUCGGCGAUUUUUCUCCUCCUGGGGGAUGUGUUUUAACGAAUGAUAUGCAAAAGACUUAGAAAUGUAUACUUUCGAAAAAAUAUAUUUUCUGUACUUUAGGUUAGGUUGCGCGUUCACUCAUUAUCAUCCGUCAGAAAGAUAAAAUCGCCGACAAAAUCGUUAGCGUGAACCAAGCCGUAAUCGGCAACUUAGCAGCUUCGUUGCUCGUUGCAUUAAAGCUUGUUAAGCAUUAAAUUAGAGCAAUUGUACAUAAACAAGAUAAAAAAGCACCGCGGUAAAGCAAGCGUCCAUGUAUCGAUUGCUUGUAUUCGAUAGAGUAUCGUUUUGAAGCUCCGCCCUCUAGCAAAAUGUGUAAAGAUAUGCUCAUUAUAACUUUUGUCACAAGGAAAAAGUGAUGAAAUUCCUGAGCUUGUACCUUUAGCCAUUUCUUUAUAGUAAAUGCUUUUCUAUUCCGUAUUUCCUGUCAUAGUGGCGCUUGACGUUUGACCGUAGUGGUGUUGUGAAAAACACAACAACAAAAAAACUAGAACUAACACUUUGACGACCAUCGUACAGAUAUAUAAAUUAAUGUAAUAAAUGUAGCCUCCGCGCAGGCAGGCAGGCAAGCGCUUGCUUCGCCGUCGCCGAGCAUGCACGCAUACAAAUCUCACAACUUCUCAAAAAGUUGUGUUCGCACUGCUUGUUCCCAGUUGUUGACAAGUCUAACACAAGUUGUUAACAUCUUGCAACGAGGUUAAUGUGGUCAACAGACUCGCAACAAGUUGUUCCAGCAAGCCCGAUAUCGUCUGUACGUACGUUUGUUCGCAGUGCUUGUUCCCAGUUGUUGACAACUUUGGGACAAGUUGUUAUCGUCUUGUAACAAGGUUGAUGAGGCCAACAGCACCAAGUUGUUCCAACAAGUCUGAUAUCGUCUGCCAUGUAACAAGUUGUCAACAAGUUGAUGACAACAAGCUCGUUGCUAUACUUGUUACGAACAGCUUGUACCCAAAGGUCGUAGGUUCGAAUCCCACCGUGGCCAGGCAUAUUUUUCGAGCCUGCCCGGUGUGGAUAUACACUCAGAGUAACAUCACACAAGCAGCUUGUAUUAGUCUUGUUGGAACAACUUGUAGCAAUCAUGUUUCGCUCGCUACUCUGGUUUAAAUAAAUUAUUACAAAGCCCGGUGACGUCAUCCCUUGGAUAUUUGACAGGGUGGGUUAGGUAAAAUAGGGCCCACAGUAAUUGGCAUAUGCUGUUGUGGUGACCCUGCCCUAGUUGGCAAAGCUAAAUAAAUAAAUGGAGUAAAUAAAAAAGCCACGAUUGCAUCUUUAGAUCACCCCUGAUGAAGACACUAGACUGGAGUGUCGAAACGUUGGGUCUUGAUUACAAUUCGAUUGGGCUUUGUAAUCAUUUAUUUAAACCAGAGUAGCGAGCGAAACAUGAUUGAUAUACCUGGUUGCAGUGAACGAACAAACUUUAAACUUGUAUAGCAAGUCUGUUACCGUCAUCAACCUUGUAACAAGGUGAUAUCACAACUUAUUUCAGACUUGUCACAACAACUGGGAACAAUCAGUGCGAACACAUCCUGGUUUCAGCUUGUUUGCAACUUGUGACAACUUGAGCGUUUUUACGUGUGUGCCUGGUAGCGCCGCACAAAGUUCAUGAUAUUCCAUUUCUAUUUCCCACGCGUGUUGUCCCGCGCGCUACUCACGCGACGGCGCAGCAAACCAAAGCGAGGAUAUAUGCCAAAAUUAUUUCGUAAACUUUUGUAUACUGU
Messenger RNA from Paramuricea clavata, 10289 nucleotides. The record is from the annotation of a GenBank genome assembly. Lineage: Eukaryota; Metazoa; Cnidaria; Anthozoa; Malacalcyonacea; Plexauridae.